Drosophila ananassae is the source of this 1050-nucleotide messenger RNA. Its product is annotated as trypsin-1. Gene Ontology annotation, molecular function: serine-type endopeptidase activity. Bases 1 to 948 code for a protein of 315 amino acids. The record is from RefSeq and is a predicted model, not a curated record. The transcript has 3 exons. NCBI's taxonomy places the organism in Eukaryota, Metazoa, Arthropoda, Insecta, Diptera, Drosophilidae. Gene Ontology annotation, biological process: proteolysis.
AUGAUUACUUCAAAAUUCAUUCCAUGUUUGAUUUGGUUACUUUUUCAGACUGAGAUCACACUCUCGAAUGUGACAUCGGACUCUGUUACCAAACACUCAAAGGGCACAGUCACGAGGUCAUGGAGCUCAGUUAACUCUGGUUCCAAUCCCUCGGAGUAUCAGUUCUUGAUCACUGGUGGCUAUCGACCGGAGUCGAAUAACCUGGCCAAGUACGUCGUUUCGAUUAGGCUUGUUCAUCGCUACAAGUUCUUCGGCAGUAAUCACGUCUGUGGAGGAGCAAUUCUCUCCGAAAAGCUAAUCCUGACGGCAGCCCAUUGUUUGCUCCAGGGUACAGUAAGGUUGAAGCCUCAGGAUUUUGAAGUAGUUGCUGGGACUCCCAAAAGGCUAAACGAAGUUGAUACAACGCAGGUGAUGCAAGUCAAACAUGUAAGGGCUCACAGUCAAUAUGAACAUCUUGGAUACGACAUCGGGCUAAUGGUUUUGGCAAAGAAACUCUCCUACAACAAUGCAGUGGCCAGCAUUAAAAUUCCCCAAGAGGAACCGCCGGCCGGAAAGCAAUGCGUUGCUCUUGGCUGGGGCGCUAUCAUUCAGUUCGGACCUUGUCCCAAUGAGAUUGUCAAUGUCGAUCUUAUAGUACGGGACCGUUCAGCCUGUGCGGCUUAUGGCAGUGUCUUUAUAAAGGGUAUGCUCUGCGUGUCCCAUUCCAGGGACGAUGAUUCCGACAGUUGCGAGGGCGACUCCGGGGGUCCACUGAUCUGCGAUGAAAAAGUUUACGGCAUAGUCUCGUUUGGCUCUGGAUGCGGCGAACCGCAGUAUCCCGGAGUCUAUACGAGUGUUUAUACGUUCCUCAAAUGGAUAAACAAAAACUGGUGUCCGCCGAACCCGGUCCCAUUGCCGGCUAUAAUACUGGGGCUAGUUCUCUUAUUAGUAAUUGUUAACCAACCUUAGGUUGAAUAGGACCAACCUUAGGAGGAAUAUUUCUUUUUUCUUUUAUAUACCGAUCGAAAUCUACAGGUAUCUUUAUAAAAAAAAACAACCGAAUAAGUAAAA